Daucus carota subsp. sativus is the source of this 2461-nucleotide messenger RNA. RefSeq names its product protein ACCELERATED CELL DEATH 6-like. Bases 149 to 2320 code for a protein of 723 amino acids. Lineage: Eukaryota; Viridiplantae; Streptophyta; Magnoliopsida; Apiales; Apiaceae. Gene Ontology annotation, molecular function: protein binding. The transcript has 4 exons. The record is from RefSeq and is a predicted model, not a curated record. Gene Ontology annotation, cellular component: plasma membrane.
GAGAGGAAAAGGAUGUGAAAUUUAGGGAAGAAGCAAAAAAAAUGAUAGAUGCAAUGCUUGCCCUGAUGAAAGAAAAUACUGGAACUGUUGCCAAGUGUGUUAUGCCGAUGCCAUUGGCGGAGAUCCUAUAUCUAGAGCUGCAUUGGAGAUGGAAGCAGAUACACCAAACAAAGCGGGAGAAACUAUCCUUCACCUUGAAUCAAAGAAGGGAGCUAUAGAAAACGUUCGGUUCAUUUUGAGUGCGUUUGCAAAGAAAAACCUUUUGGUCAGGCUGGAUAAUCGAAAACAAAGUGCACUUUACCUUGCAGCACAUCAUGGACACGCUAAAGUGGUUGAGGCUCUCCUUAGUGCAGCCAAACGUAAUUUGCCUCCUUCCUCAGCAAAUGAUAAUCCAUUGACUCCUUUUCAAACUUAUAUUUGGCAAGCCAAUGGUAUAAAUCAGAACACCGCGUUACACUUGGCAGUCCUUAAUAAUGACGUGGCUAUUGUUAAGCUCUUAGUGGAGGCCGAUCCAAAUUACAGCCAUUUUCGAAACAAUGAAGGCAAAACUCCAAUCUACAUGGCUGCGGAAAAUGGGUUCAAAAAUGUGGUGAAGGAGAUGUGCAAGACUUGCACAGCUUUGUCUUUUGAUGGCCCAGCUGGUUGUACCACUGCUUUGCAUGCUCUUAUUCAGAAUCUCAAACAAGGGCAAGAAGAAGACAGAGAAGUGAUUACGAUGAGCGUUCAAGCAGCCAAACGUUGGAGUUUAGCGGAGGAAGCACUAGAUGCAGAUUUUAAAUCAUUAUUUCAGAGAAUUGAUGAGUCGGGACGCACUCUGUUAGAAUUGGCAAUGUUCCACAAUAACGUGAACGCUGUUGAACUGAUAUUACUUGAAGAUCCGGCCUAUCAAGAUGGCCGUGGAAGUGGAAAUCAGGGUCUUUUGCGUUUAAUCUACCAAGCCAUGGAGAAUAUAUGCAGUGACAAAAUUGUCGAAUUACUGUCUGCAACUUUCGAAACUGGGAUGGACCCAAAUCUUAAAGGCGUGCUAGGUUUGAUUAUUGCUAUUCAAAGAGGCGAUCCUGCAGGUCCUAUAUGCCAACUCUUUGAAGAUAAUAAACAUUUCGUAAAUUUUGUGGACUCUGAAGGAUGGACCCUGCUUCAUCAUGCAGCAUAUCACCAAUUUGAUUCUAUACUCGGUGUCAUGAUAGAAGCUCAAGAAAAAGUAGGAUAUCAAUUUGUAUGUCGAGAGAGGGUAGCAACACCAUUUCAUGUAGCAGCAAGAUGUGGACAUACUUCUACUGUUAUUCGGCUUCUGCAAUUAUGGCCAACUUCGUCGUCGCCGUACACAACAAUCGAUGAAGUAUGGCCAGCUGCGCCCUCUCCGUACACAACAGUUGACGAGAAUGGUCAAAACAUAUUACACUUGGCUGCUCUUCAGAAUAAAAAGGAGAUGGCGAAUGGUAUUUUAAGAUAUUGUCCACCAAAGCAGAAGACCCUGCUUUUAUUCAAAAGAGAUGAUGAGGGCAAUACACCUCUCCAUUUACUUGUCGCUCAAGGAUGCUUCAUUGAGGAUCUCAUCAAAUAUAUAGCAGCAGCUGGUGAUACGACCAAUAACGAUAAUUGGACUCCCAGAGACAUGUUAUAUCAUGGACAUGACAUUGUUGGUGAUCAGGUACAAAUAAAAAUGGCACUGGAUGAUAUCAACACCCAUCGGUCUAGGAAACUCUGGUCUAGUACCAGAAAGAAAAGUACUUCUUCAAGUUUAGCAGUGCUCCCUAGUAGACGAGAGAGAAAAGAUAUCCUAUUUAAUGAAGGACAAAAAGUGUUUAUGGCCAUAAUGAAGGAAAUAAAGCAACAAGAACUGCAAAGAUAUAAAGACGGGACCAACAGCCAGAUAGUAGUUAGUGCACUUAUAACUACAAUAACUUUUACGGUAGGAUUCACCAUACCUGGUGGUCUUCAUCAAAGUGGAGAAAGUAAUCAAGGAUUGGCGGUUCUUUCAAACAAGGCAGCUUUUAAAAUAUUUAUGAUAGCCGAUGCCUUUGCUUUGCUAUUGUCCACCUGUGCUUUGGUCAUCUGCUUUCUUGAAGAUAUGUCACAAGAUCUUGAGCAUGUGACCAGACUUCAUGCAACAACCGUUGGGCUGAACAUUGGUUCCGUUAUGUUGACGAUGUUUGUUUUUAUGACAGGAACGUAUGUUGUAUUUUCCGAUUCAUUAUCCCUGGGCAUUACCAUUUGCGUCAUCGGUUCCCUCUUUUUUAUUUUUGUCAUUGUUCAACUGCUGAGGAUUGCAUAUGAUCACCGAGUACGGAAGAAUGACGAUUACAAGAAAGAAGCUUGAGUAUCUGUUUUUCUAUUUUCAGUUAUUUCAUGUACUCAUGAUAUAUGGAAUCAUGACUCCAUUAAAGAGGAUUGAAAAUUGUAGAAGCUGUCAAGGCACUUGUUUAUUAAUUAAUAGUAAACUACAAUGUUGUCACGGCCA